AUGACCGUUCCUGAAAGCCCCUCCAAAACUCUCGAAGCUCAGUUGGCUCAUCGCCCUGAUGUCCAAGAUCUAGUCGACAGAAACAUCAUCAAAGACCCAAAAGUAGCACCUGCAAUCCAACAACAACGUGAUGAAUUGGAGAAACGCAAGAUUGAGGACUCUCUCCGCCAUAAGAUUGACCAUCGUCCAUCACCAGAGAAGCUUGUUGAGCAAAACAUUUUAAAAGAUCCCAAGAUUGCUCCUUCUCUUCAAAGACAUCAACUCGAUUUGGAAAGAAACUUAUUGCAAGACACAUUGGAACACAAGUUUCAAGAAAGGCCUGAUCCUGCUGAACUUGUUGAGCAAGGUAUUUUAACCAAAGAGGAAGUUCCUCCUCAGUAA
Messenger RNA from Mucor velutinosus, 381 nucleotides. RefSeq names its product putative ATP-dependent helicase IRC3. Gene Ontology annotation, cellular component: nucleus. NCBI's taxonomy places the organism in Eukaryota, Fungi, Mucoromycota, Mucoromycetes, Mucorales, Mucoraceae. The record is from RefSeq and is a predicted model, not a curated record. The transcript is spliced from 5 exons. The coding region runs from base 1 to 381 and encodes 126 amino acids. Gene Ontology annotation, biological process: positive regulation of transcription by RNA polymerase II. Gene Ontology annotation, molecular function: transcription coactivator activity.